This is a messenger RNA of Sceloporus undulatus (fence lizard), 4738 nucleotides long. It is a transcript of the gene PCDH20, whose product is annotated as protocadherin 20. The coding region runs from base 138 to 3011 and encodes 957 amino acids. Lineage: Eukaryota; Metazoa; Chordata; Lepidosauria; Squamata; Phrynosomatidae. The transcript has 2 exons. Gene Ontology annotation, biological process: homophilic cell-cell adhesion. Gene Ontology annotation, cellular component: plasma membrane. The record is from RefSeq and is a predicted model, not a curated record. Gene Ontology annotation, molecular function: calcium ion binding.
CCUUGCCUUCCUCGCUCUGCAUACUCUUCCUCCACUAAUUGCGCCUCCUGCCAGGCCAUUGGCUGGAGGGCUGCGAGGGAUUUGCAUAAGCCUGCCCCUCCCCUCCUCCCCUCCCCUCCUGGGUCCCCGCAGUUGGGAUGCGCCGCCGAGGGAAGGAGGCUGGGGGGCUCCCCGCCAAAGAGGAGGAGAAGCAGCAGCAGCAGCAGCAGCAGAGGCACCCACCGCCGGCGAUGGGGCAACCACCCGGCCCUGGGACCACCAUCGCCAAGCAGAGGAACCUCCCGAACCUACUCAUUUUCCUGCUCUUCCUUGGACCUUUCAACUGCUUUGCAAGCUACAGUCGUGCCACUGAACUUUUCUACAGCAUCCAUGAAGGGCUACCUGCCGGGUUCCUCAUCGGGAAUCUAGCCCAGGAUUUACACUUACAGGGGGCAGCGGACAAAGAAGGAGCUAGAGCUGUGGAGGAAGGGUGGCAGCAGCCUGAGCAAUGGGGGAAAGUCCCUCUGUCUUUCAAUCUGGCAUCUCAGGGCUUGGGAAGCCAAUAUGUCAACCUGAACAACCGGACAGGCGAACUGUACACCUCUGGCCAAGAAAUUGACCGGGAAGCACUAUGCACAGAGGACAAUGUGGGCUCUAGUGUGGUUGCCUCAUCCUCUUCACCAGCGCUCUCUUCUGAGUCGUGUUUGUUGUUGCUGGAUGUUCUGGUCUUGCCUCAGGAGUAUUUCCGCCUUGUCAAGGUGAAGAUUGCCAUCCAUGAUGUUAAUGACAAUGCACCAUGUUUUCCCAUGCCACAGAUACACCUCUUUGUGCCUGAGAAUUCACCUGUCAACACGCGUUUGGCUAUAGAACACCCAGCUGUAGAUCCAGACAUGGGUACUAAUGGGGUCCAGAUAUACCAACUGCAAGAUGACUUUGGGGUUUUUACGUUGGAUGUGGAGGAGAAUGAAAGUGGGGAAAGAACGCCUUAUCUGAUUGUCAUGGGUGCCUUGGACAGGGAGGCCAGAGAUGAAUAUAUUACACUCAUAACAGCAGAGGAUGGAGGAGUUCCACCACUGGUUGGCACUGCCACCCUCACCAUUGGCAUCAGUGAUAUCAAUGACAACUGUCCCCAGUUCAAUGAGACCCAGAUAAAUGUUACUGUCUUUGGGAACUCUAGCAUUGGGUUGCACAUAGCAUCUGUCCAUGCUGUAGAUGUGGAUGAAGGCAUCAAUGCAGAGAUCACCUAUUCUUAUAGCCAGAAGGUGGCACAGUCAUCCCGCACAUUGUUCCACCUUGACGAAAGUACAGGCAUUAUCAAGCUUGCCAAGAGGAUUAAUGGGGACACUCCCCGUUUCCAUCGGUUGAGUGUCUUGGCAAAUGGUCCUGGUUGUAUCCCAGCUGUUAUCACCGUGCUAGUAUCUAUCAUUAAAGUCAUGAUGAGACCUCCUGAAGUGAUCCCUCGCUUCAUAGCUAAUGAAGCAGAAGGGGUAGUUUACCUAAGGGAGUUAGAACCCGUUAACACACCGAUUGCGUUUUUUACCAUUAAGGAUCCAGAUGAAAAAUACAAAGUGGAUUGCUAUCUGGAUGGUGAUGGUCCAUUCAGGUUGUCGCCAUACAAACCCUACCACAAUGAGUACUUACUGGAAACUACAAAGCCGUUGGAUUAUGAGGCUCAACAGCUCUAUGAAAUAUCAGUGGUUGCGUGGAAUACUGAAGGAUUCCAUGUAAACAAAAUACUUAAAGUACAAGUUCUGGAUGAUAAUGACAACUCGCCUGUUUUCUCUCAACCACUAAUAGAAUUAACAAUAGAGGAAAAUAAUGCUCCCCAUGCUUUUUUGACCAAGUUGUAUGCAACUGAUGCUGACAGUGGGGAAAGGGGCCGAGUGUCUUACUUCCUAGGGCCUGAAGCACCAUCGUAUUUUUCUUUAGAUAAAGUCACAGGAGUCCUAACAGUUUCCACCCAACUGGACAGAGAGGAAAGAGAAAAAUACCGCUAUACUGUUAAAGCAAUAGAUUCAGGAGUGCCACCCCGGGAAUCAAUAGCUACAGUUACAAUUUUAGUCUUGGAUAAGAAUGACAACAGUCCACGGUUUAUCAACAAGGAUUUUAGCUUUUUUGUGCCAGAGAAUUUCCCAGGCUUUGGUGAAAUUGGAGUUAUAAGUGUCACCGAUGCAGAUAUAGGGCAAAAUGGAUGGGUUGCACUUUCCGUUGUAAACGGAAGUGAUAUCUUUGUGAUAGACACUGGCAAAGGAGUGUUAAGAGCUAAGGUCUCUCUAGACAGGGAACAGCAGAGCUCAUACACCAUAUGGGUUGAAGCGGUGGAUGGCGGUGACCCUGCCUUGUCCUCAACUGCAAAAAUAACCAUUCUUUUGCUGGACAUCAAUGACAAUCCACCACUUGUCUUGUUUCCUCAGUCUAACAUGUCUUAUCUCUUAGUCCUUCCUUCUACGCUGCCUGGCUCACCAAUCACAGAGGUCUAUGCAGUGGAUAAUGACACAGGCAUGAAUGCAGUUAUAGCAUACAGCAUCAUAGGAAGAAGAGGUCCCCGUCCAGACUCUUUUAAGAUUGACCCCAAGACAGGCAACAUCACUCUGGAAGAGUCACUCAUGCAGAAUGACUAUGGCCUUUAUCGGCUUCUUGUUAAAGUUAGUGAUCAUGGUUACCCAGAACCUCUCCAUUCCACAGUCAUGGUGAACCUCUUUGUCAAUGACACUGUGAGCAACGAAAGCUACAUUGAAAGCCUGCUGAGGAAAGAGCCUGACAUUAAUAUUGAGGAAAAAGAACCGCAAAUCUCCAUAGAACCCACACACAAAAGAGUGGAAGCGGCAUCUUGCAUGCCUACCUUAGUGGCCCUGUCAAUAAUAAGUUUGGGUUCAAUAACACUGGUAACUGGAAUGGGUAUUCAUAUCUGCCUAAGGAAAGGGAGAAAAUACCACACAGGAGAUGAAAAUUUGGAAGUACAGAUCCCAUUGAAUGCAAGAAUUGAUCUGCACAUGCUGGAGAAGAAACCAGUAGAAAUUUCCAACAUCUGAUGGUUUCACAAAGACAGUCUCAACCAAAUUCUGAAAGAUGAUUAAGUUCCCAAGUGGGAUAUUGCCAGCAGGACUUACAGUGAAGGACAACUGAUUUAUAACUUAUUAUAAUUGUAAAUAGCUGUUUACAGAUUUUUUUUAGAAAAAAAAGAAAAGAAAGGAAAAAAAUAUUAAAUGUACAGCCUUUUUAAAAAAAAUGAAACCAUAGUGCUAAAAGCUAGUAAUCUGUCUGUGCAGACAUGGCCCUCAAAAGACCCCAUCCAUAGAUCAAGUCAGUAUUCAUAAAGUGAAAAGGUAAGACAGACACAUUCGUUGUCACAUUCUUCAAUCCUCACAAUCAUGUUUGACCACAGGAGGGCAUCAUCAACCAUUCCUAUAAAUGGGACUGUUUAAGAUAAAAUGAAAAGUAUAUUUUAAGAUGUUUGAGGUUUUUUAUAUAAAGAAAGAGGAAAAUAAAAGUAUGGGUUUGAGGUAUAGUAAAUAUAUGUUCUAUUGUAUAUAUGUGAAGAUGACAAGAAAAUAUGCACUGGUAAAUAAAAACAGAAUGUUUUAUUACCUCAGAUGUUAAUAUAUAUAUAUAUAGGAAAGGCAUUAACAAAAAGUGCAAUUUCUUGAGGGUGCACACCAUCCCAUGUGAAAUUGUGAACAGGAAGGAGAUGUUCACUUUUCGCUGAAUAUGGACAAACACUGUCAACAACUUCAGCAGUUUCUUCCUCAUUAUGAAAUAACAGGAUUUCUUGGAAGAAAUUAAAACAUGCCAGUUGGAAUCUAAAUCAGUCCAUGUCUAAAUGAGAUAAGGGGGGAUUUGUGUUGCUGUCAUCUCUGCAUAACAGUAGCUCCUGGAGCCUCAUCAAAGGUGUCUCAACAUUUGCAGGCAUCUUCUCAGGAGGCUUAAGGAGCUAUCACUGGAAUCCUAGACAUGCUGUUUUCCAAAACAUAACAGCCUAUCCCUGUCACACUGAUUUCAGUGGGGCUUUCUUCUACAGGUCAGGGCCAGUGAACCAGACAUUUUGGACUUCAGUUCUUAUAAUCCCUUACUGCUGACCAUGUUGGGUAGGACCCGUGGGAGCAGAAGUCUAAAACCUUUGGAAGGCCAUAUGUUCCUUUUAUAAGUGAAGUUUUGUAGGGCUUAUUGGUAAAACAGAACUAAUGAAGGGGAUAAUGAAAUGCGAGUGAUUUCCAUGAGAACAGAAAGGCCUGAUAAAAUCACUAACUCCAAUCCAGCAAGGCAAGGCAUAUUAAGAAACAGAUUUCCAUAUAUGAAUUUCUCUCCUGGCUGUGAUUCAGAUACAUUUUUUGUUUAAAAAAUGAAACUGUGUUUUGUUCAUCACUCAUAAUCCACCAGAUUGAUGGUCUCUUUCCCACCCUAUAUAUCUUACAGAACUGGUAGUGCUUAAAAUCUAUUGAGGAUGGUGGGAGAGUUUUUUCAUGUACAGGAAACUUUGGACUGGGCCCCAUGAUCAGCCUCCCUCCAUUGCAGUAUAUUGCAGCUGCAUCCACUGAGAGACAUUCAUCAUCUCAGACAUACUUCUGUCUAUCUAACUGUCUGACUAUCUGUCCAUCUCUGCUGACUGGUGACUUCCAUGUCAAUGAAGUAGUGAAUCCAGCCUGAACUUUAGUCUAAAAACUGAAGAAAAUACACAUGGUGCUCAAUCCUAUCCCCAAAAUAUGUUCAGCACCAUGGAUAGUUCCUUUAAAGUUUUGGGUAAAACUCGGAGUCGAUUCAC